AUGGUAACCUCUAUAACGAUGAUGGAAGCAGACGUGCCUUCAUACGAACGAUAUCGCCGUAUAUCUAUUGUAAAUCCGUCGGUCAAACCAGCAAAAAUACGAGACACACAACAUUCGUCAACUGCCAUGGACAUGUUUCCACCAAAGACCGUCGGAAAUAGACGACGAGUCGUAUCUGCCCACUCGAGACUAUUCAGACAUUCCACCGCAGUAAUACAUCCAUCCGAGACACCACUAUCGCCGAUAUCACCAGUAUCAGACAACACGACCAUGGAAGACAUCCCUGACCUCAUAUCGCAUACGCCCGAGAUGAAGACACGGCCGGUAUAUGCUGUAUCGUCAAAUGGACUGGAGAUUGGUCCGUAUAGGAUUGAACGCAAGCUCGGCGUUGGUAGCUUCUCGGAAGUGAAGUUGGCGACGGAUACAAGAACAGGUCAACCAGUCGCACUCAAGAUGAUGAGUAAACAGAUGCUACGAGAGUCGGAAAGGUUGCAGAUAUGUGUGCAGAGAGAGAUUGAGAUUACUGAGGCCGUGCGACAUCCAAACAUAGUAGGAUUUAUAGAAGCUUUUGAAACAUCAAGUCAUCUGGUGCUAGUUUUGGAGUACAUAUCAGGCUAUGGUGAACUAUACGAUUAUAUCGUUGAUGGAAAGUGUAGUGUAGCAAGAGCUAGAGAUCUCUUUUACGAGUUAGCAUCUGCUGUCGCCUAUCUGCAUUCAAAAAACAUCUGCCACCGAGACAUCAAACUCGAAAACGUCUUGGUCGACUCUUCACAUCACGUCCACAUAUGUGACUUUGGUCUCGCUCGAACCUUCACUCCAGGAGAAGUCUUCAAGACACGAUGCGGGUCAGAAGACUAUGCAUGUCCAGAAAUCAUACUGGGAUGCGUCGGAUACAAUCCUAUAAAUUCAGACUCAUGGGCUCUCGGUGUUAUAUUAUUUGCCAUGCUUGUUGGCGAGCUGCCAUUCCAGCCUGGUCCGGGAGGAGCUGUGAAGCCCAUGUAUCAUAAGAUUGCUAGGGGCGAUUACAGGUGGCCUAGUAAUAUUGAUGUGCCGGAGGAUGCAAAGGAUGUUGUGAGGGCUCUGUUACAGCCCAAUCCUUCGAGGAGGAUGACUGCAUUGGAGGCUUUGAACUCGCCCUGGUUGUCGAGAGGUGACAACAAGGCUGGUGUCUGUGGGAAUGAGCAUCAUGAUGGUAGUGGUAGCAUAAAUAAGUGUCAUGGGUCAUCAACAGCAGCUGCAGCAGAACCGGAUGUGAUGCGAGGUUUGGGACUUGACUUUAUGAAUGGUCCUAGUCCAGCAACGUAUAGUUAG
Messenger RNA from Synchytrium microbalum, 1311 nucleotides. RefSeq lists its product as uncharacterized. The transcript is spliced from 3 exons. The record is from RefSeq and is a predicted model, not a curated record. Gene Ontology annotation, biological process: protein phosphorylation. Bases 1 to 1311 code for a protein of 436 amino acids. NCBI's taxonomy places the organism in Eukaryota, Fungi, Chytridiomycota, Chytridiomycetes, Synchytriales, Synchytriaceae. Gene Ontology annotation, molecular function: ATP binding; protein kinase activity.